AUGGGCAGCGAAAGCUUCACCAUUCUUUAUCUCGGCAUUGCCGCCGGGCUAUACUUCAAGCCAGAGUAUACCAUAUACAACUCUAGAAUUGUGACUGCUGCUGUCCUCUUCGGGGUCAUCACCGCAUCGAAGCUGGUAUAUCGGUUUGUGCUCUACCCCGACUAUUUGACUCCAUUGAAACACAUUCAUUCUCCCAAGGGCCGAAGCUGGCUCACUGGAAAUUCCCGGAGUUUCCUGCUUGAAGCCCCCUAUGAGCAGCUAGAAGAGCAUGUGAAAAGCAUUCCCAAUGAAGACCUCCUUCGAUACUAUAUUGUCGGCAACCUUGAGAGGCUUUUGCCAAUUAGCCCGAAGGCUUUGGGUGAGUUGCUUGUUACGAAGGUUUAUGACUUCGAGAAACCGGUAUUGAUUCGUCAGAGCUUGCGACGGAUCGUUGGGGAUGGCAUUUUACUUGCUGAAGGCGACGAGCACAAGAUUCAACGCAAGAACCUCAUGCCAGCGUUCGCCUAUCGCCAUAUAAAGAAUCUCUACCCCGUCUUUUGGGCCAAAAGCGCCGAAAUGGUCAAGAUGAUCGAGGAAGAUCUGGAUAACAGAAAAGCCUGCGGUAAUAACGACAACACAGUUCAAAUCAGUAACUGGGCUAGUCGGGCAACCCUGGACAUCAUCGGAGUCGCUGGUAUGGAUCAUGACUUCGACUCCCUCCGUGACCCCGACAAUACCCUCAACCGAUGCUAUCGUCAAAUUGUGGCAGCACCACCUCUGUACAUGAAGCUACUCUUCGUAGCCACAAUGCUCCUUGGUAACCCAGCAUGGAUCCACCAACUACCAUUCAAACGCAACAGAGAGAUUCAAGAAAGUGGCGAUGUCAUCCGCAACGUCGCACGUCAAAUGAUCCGACAAAAGAAAGCAAAGAUGCAAGACCCCAAUUCCGAGACCGGUAUUGACAUCAUCUCCGUUGCACUGAGCAGCGGCACCUUCGACGAAGAGAACCUAGUCGAUCAAUCCAUGACCUUCCUAGGCGCCGGCCACGAGACAACCGCCACAGCCUUACAAUGGGCUGUCUACGCGCUUUGCAAGCACCCAUCCGUGCAAACCCGUCUGCGGGAUGAAAUCCGCGCCAAUCUACCCUCCCUCGAUGAUCAAACUCCAAUCACUGCAGCCGCAGUCGAUAGCCUACCAUACCUCAACGCAGUCUGCAACGAGGUGCUCCGCUUCUACCCUUCCGUACCCAACACGAUCCGCACAGCAGUUCGCGAUACAACACUCGCCGACAAGCAUAUUCCCAAGGACACGCUACUCUACAUAUCUCCGCGGAUCAUCAACCGCAUGGAAACUUUAUGGGGAACGGACGCGAAUGUGUUCAACCCAGACCGGUUCAUGGGUCCCGGUAAAGCAAAUACUGGUGGGGCGGUUAGCAAUUAUGCCUAUUUGACUUUCUUGCAUGGUCCGCGCAGUUGUAUUGGGCAGGGCUUUGCGAAGUCGGAGCUUGCUUGCUUGGUUGCUGCUGUUGUUGGGAGGUUCCAUAUGGAGUUGAAGUUUCCUGGUGCUAAGCUGGAGGUACGGGAGGCAGCUACUGUUUCUCCGAAAGAUGGGGUUCUCGCUUUGAUGACGCCGUUGCAGGGGUGGUAG
Messenger RNA from Penicillium bovifimosum, 1626 nucleotides. Its product is annotated as cytochrome P450. NCBI's taxonomy places the organism in Eukaryota, Fungi, Ascomycota, Eurotiomycetes, Eurotiales, Aspergillaceae. The record is from RefSeq and is a predicted model, not a curated record. The transcript has 3 exons. Gene Ontology annotation, molecular function: oxidoreductase activity, acting on paired donors, with incorporation or reduction of molecular oxygen; monooxygenase activity; iron ion binding. The coding region runs from base 1 to 1626 and encodes 541 amino acids.